UAGCAUCGUCUUAAUGGCACUCGUCAAUUCGAAUUAUGAAUUCAUUUUCGUUGAUGUUGGUAAAAAUGGAAGAUUAUCUGAUGGAGGUGUAAUUGAGAGUACAGAAUUCUAUCAUAAAUUAAUGAACGGUCAGUUGAAUUUGCCAGACAAUUCUUUUACAGAUAAUAAUCUCAAUUUCGUAUUUUUGGGAGACGACGCUUUUCCUUUACAAGAACAUUUUUUGAAACCAUAUCCCCAAAGAGAUCUUUCUUACGAGAACAGAAUAUUUAAUUAUAGAUUGUCUCGAGCAAGAAACGUUUCAGAAAAUGCAUUUGGUCUCAUAGCUGCACGAUUCAGAAUUCUUCAUGUUCCAAUACAUAUGAGAUAUCCGGAAAAUAUCAGUUACGUCGUUCUUGCAAUUUGUUCGCUGCACAACUUUCUUAGGAAGAGAGAUACUUCGUAUUCAACGUCUGCAUCAUUUGAUCAAGAAAAUAUGGCAACUAGGGAAUUACAGUUGGGGGAAUGGCGAAAAAAUACGGCUGAAAUGACAAACCUACGCAGUUUCAGAAGAACCGCUACAACAGCUGCCAAAGAUAACCGAAAUAACUACAGAGAUUUUUUCAAUUCAGAUGGUUCAGUUGAUUGGCAGGACGAAAUGUUGGCUAAAGGAAAAGCUUAAUUUGUAGUUCUGCUCAUUUUAAGUGAAUAAA
Coccinella septempunctata (seven-spotted ladybird) is the source of this 689-nucleotide messenger RNA. RefSeq lists its product as uncharacterized. The record is from RefSeq and is a predicted model, not a curated record. Lineage: Eukaryota; Metazoa; Arthropoda; Insecta; Coleoptera; Coccinellidae. Bases 14 to 658 code for a protein of 214 amino acids. The transcript has 2 exons.